Molecule: messenger RNA, 1002 nt
Organism: Gossypium arboreum
Lineage: Eukaryota; Viridiplantae; Streptophyta; Magnoliopsida; Malvales; Malvaceae
Product: two-on-two hemoglobin-3
Exons: 4
Coding region: 301-813 (170 amino acids)
Biological process (GO): oxygen transport
Molecular function (GO): oxygen binding; heme binding; oxygen carrier activity
Source: RefSeq, a predicted model, not a curated record
AAAUAAUUGGAAUCAUUAUCAAUCAAAUCAAGGAAAACGAGAUACACAUUUACAAGAUUCGACGCUAUCGACAUUAUGAGCUAAACUAUGCCCUGGCUUCAUAAAUACAAUGCCCAAAACCCAAUCCUACCCGCUGUUUAUUGCCCAAAUCCCAAACACUGAUUCGUAGAUUUACUCAUUUUUUCAACACAAGCGUUCCCUCCACGCGACCACCACUAGCUGCCUUUAUAUAUACUCAGCUCAGCUAAACACCAAGUCAAAGUAACUCCAGUUGCAUUUUCAAGUUCCACCUAGAGUGAAAUGCAGACACUGCAGGAAAAGGCUUCUCAAUGGAGCGGUGUUGAUAUUGCCGAUGCCUUUGCCAUUGACGACACUAAUUUGUUCCAGAAAUUGGGACUCCAAACUUUCAUUAACCUCUCCACCAAUUUCUACACUAGGGUGUAUGAUGAUGAGGAAGAAGAGUGGUUUCGAUCAAUAUUUUCUAAUUCCAAGAAAGAAGAGGCCAUUCAGAAUCAGUAUGAAUUCUUUGUGCAACGAAUGGGAGGGCCCCCUCUUUAUUCUCAGAGGAAAGGUCAUCCUGCAUUAAUUGCACGUCAUAGACCAUUUCCAGUCACACAUCAAGCUGCAGAGAGAUGGUUAUAUCACAUGGAGAAGGCAUUAGAGAGCACCCCAGACAUUGAUGCUGAUUCAAGAGUCAAAAUGAUGAACUUUUUCAGGCACACUGCAUUUUUUCUUGUGGCUGGAGAUGAGUUGAAGACUCAAAAGCAACAAAUCCCAUGCAAACAUGCGGCCAGCAAACCAGCUGAAUCAUAAACUUCUUAACAGGAAUCCUUCCCCCAAUUACUUUGUUGGAAGAAACCACGCAUGUUGCCAUUCAUUCAACUCAUCAUUGUAGUAGCGUUGUAACUUACACAACCUUUUUAUAUUAAUAAAAUCCCAAACUGUUUUACUUUUAUUGAUGAAAAUAUUAUUCUAUAUCAUAUUGAUUAAAAUAUUAGGGCA